Conger conger (European conger) is the source of this 1713-nucleotide messenger RNA. Its product is annotated as dynein light chain roadblock-type 2. Lineage: Eukaryota; Metazoa; Chordata; Actinopteri; Anguilliformes; Congridae. Gene Ontology annotation, molecular function: dynein intermediate chain binding. The transcript is spliced from 4 exons. Gene Ontology annotation, biological process: microtubule-based movement. The record is from RefSeq and is a predicted model, not a curated record. The coding region runs from base 104 to 394 and encodes 96 amino acids. Gene Ontology annotation, cellular component: cytoplasmic dynein complex; centrosome; cytoplasm.
UUCAAGCCCGCUUCCGUUUCCACGUAGCAACAGAGACGCUGUAGGCACUUAUCAAACUACUGUAGCACUGAUAGCAUUGUCUUCCGUACAAGAGUACAUAAGGAUGGCGGAAGUCGAGGAGACUCUUAAGAGAAUUCAGACGCACAAAGGUGUUAUUGGCAUAAUAGUUGCUAAUGCAGAAGGAAUUCCAAUCAGAACCACUCUGGACAACUCUACCACUGUGCAGUACGCAGGGCUGCUGCACCAGCUCACAAUGAAAGCUAGAGGCACCGUCAGAGACAUCGACCCCCAGAAUGACCUCACCUUUUUACGCAUCAGAUCAAAGAAACAUGAGAUAAUGGUGGCACCAGAAAAAGAAUACCUAUUGAUUGUCGUCCAGAAUCCAAGUGAAUAAUUGCCUCCCUCACCAGAAAUCCAACAUGGACCAGUGCUCCCAUGUAGCUUACAGCACAUUGUACUAACUUGUGUAUUACUCAACCAUAGCAACCGUCCCACUCAAUGAAUGGCUCUGCCUCUGUUGUUCUGUCCUUUUGAAUAACAACCACCAUGUUUUCAGCCAACUACUUGUUCUUUCUCUAAAUUCUGAUUUAUGUAUUUUAUGCUGGGUUUUGUGGCCUCUAAAGAGUGAAAAUAAAUAAAAAUAUUACAAAUACAAAUACUGAAAAAAUUGGGAAUCACUUUCAAAGCCUUGGCUCUGGUUUGUUGAUCUGUGCUAGACCUCAUCUUAUGUGCUCCUUUCCUGAAAAUGGCUGUCCUGUGAUAUAGAUCUUAAUAUCAGAAAAAUGAAAACAAUGCUUUGGAUGAAGUAAAAUAUACAAUUAAGGCUCUUCAUACAAUGUUUUAUUACUCUACUUUACAGUUGGCUGAUAUUUAUUGUUGAUAAUAAUUUUCCAUUCUAUUAAAAAUAUAAACUUCUUAAUUCUAGUAAUGCCUACCUUAUGUCAAAAUGAUUGGCACCCCGAACAAUAAUUGUAAGUAAGAAUCAAACGAGGUUAAAUUGACAAUAACAUUGUCACACGCCAUGUGAGACCCCUGGGAGGGAGAUGCGGCCCUCCGGGAUUUUCACCGUUGUUUGCUGCAUGGAGCGAGAGAGAGAGCGCCUACACCAACACAAAAUGAAUAAGAAGCCUUUGCCCUUCCCCCUCGCAGGUUCCAGGCAAAAAUAACUAGACAGCAAUAACAAAAACUUCCCACUGGUCUGGAAAGAUGUUUGUUCGCUCAAUGAGCAGUAGACUGUUACUGCUGGUUAAUAUGUUUUGGAAGCCUUAAAUGAGCAGCCUCAUCUCUCAUUGACCAAAAUAAUCUGUUGGGGACAAUGAAGCUCAUUGUCUUGACAAGAGCACCAUCCUCUGCAUCAAUAUCAAUGAUUUUCUUGUAUUUGCCAGUUUUAUAUAGGAACAGAGGUAAUAGAUCUAGUCAUUUCCAGCACAUCCGGUCAAUUCCAUCAGAGCCAAAUCAGUGUUCGGAAUGACUUGUGGAAGCUUUGUUUCUAACAUUUGAUGUACACUAAAUAUCCAAAAUUAAAGUAAGCUUUGAAUUCAUUACACAAUUGAAUGAAAUUAGUCCAUUUAGAAAUAUCAGACAUGUUGAUGUAACAGAGUAAAUUGAGAAGACUUACAAGCAUUGUUGCUGUUGUGAUGGGGAUGACACCACUGGCAUGGGACAGGUAUAUUUUGUAUAAAAAAAUGAAAUAAAUGGCAUACUUAUAUUUAA